AUGGAUGCAGUGACUUUUGAUUGCUUCAUGCCUGAUGCGCAGUACGAUGUUAUAGCGCUGCAGGAAAUACAUCACGGUUUGGGAAAGCAAUCCUCGCAGUGGCAUUCAGCAGGCUGGCGCUUCGUUACCAGCAUAGACGGCCAUACGCGAUUUCAGGGGCUAGCAACGUUGGUGAGACGGGACCUUGUGCAGGGGGCAGAGCUUCAUCAACAGGAGCUGGCUGUGGGUCGAUUGCUACAUGUACGGAUCUCCCGAGAUGAAUACAACAUAGAUGUCCUCAACAUUUACCAGCAUGCCUAUCAGCAGGACUCCUCCGGGAACAACCUCUCCAAACGUCAUCAGCUGUGGGAUAAACUCAACACGACCGUGCAGGGCUUGGCCAGACGUAACAUGCUUGUGCUGCUUGGUGAUUUCAAUUGUACGCCGAAACAUGUGCAAGGCCACACCGGCUACGAGCUGUCGCGGGCUGAGUUGUAUGCUGAUGCGGCUGAAUUUUCCACGGUCUUGGAAGCCAACCAGCUGAUAGUGCUCAAUACCUGUCUAGACGAAGAUCACUGGAUACUUUUGCUGGUCGCUGCCUAUGCCGGGACUUACUUUCAGUCCGUGGAGAAUGGGAGGCAAGCAUUUCCCUGUGCAGGCCACCUUGCCCUUGCACCCUGGCUGGCAUCGAGCUUCGAGCAGGGCCCCCACUACAACCAGGCUCUUCGGGUUGACUUCGAGCAGAGACUCCUGCAACUUCAGGCUCCUACACUGCAACAGGUCAAUGAUUUGAGGUUCGACUCUCAGUGGCGGAUAUGUGGAGAGCUCGCAAACGUCUACGGAGCAGGUUGGCACGCAAAGCUAUACUGGAACAACACUUGGCGCAGGCACGAGAAGCAGUUUCUCGUGGUUCGCAUACAUGGCAAGAAGGGGGAACUGCUCACUUAUCAACAGGAGCACCAGACCAUGAUUGAUUACUUUCAAGAUCUGUUCCAGUCCCAGUCUGAUGCCUUGGGAACUCCAGUAUGCAGCAGCGCUUCCAACUACCACAUUACGGCUGCAGACUUUGAGAAGGCGAUCUGCUCGUUGAAGAUGGGCAAGGCUGUGCCUCCCAGCAGUGCUCCCACCAGCGCAGUUCGUGCCUGUUCGGACAUUGUCUCCAGGCUAGCUGCCGAUCAGGAUUGUGGAGCUAAGGCUUACGCCAAGAUCUUAAAGGAAAUACUGCUUCGAGAGGUAGUACGGAAACGGCAAUUGCCAGAGUCAUUGAUCAUUGUCGGCAAGUCCGCAAUCUCCAUCGAGGCAGUUGGCGGGAUACAACUGGCCAUUGAUCUUUCUACAGCCUUCGACAUGGUGCCCAGAGACCAGCUGUGUUGUGCUCGACAGUGGGCAGGAGUUGUGCUAGGCAUUCGGGGUGCUUUUGGGGUAGGACUUCUGGCUCCGCACAUACAUGGCACGGCCAGCAGUCGAAGAUUAGUCCUGGGCCCUCCCCAUCAGCAGCUAGUCAUCCCCAUCAAAGAUAGCAUGACUUAUCUGGGAGUGCAGAUCUCCUAUGGCAAUUUUGAGGAUGCCACCGUGAAUGCCAGACUGGCUGUCGCUCAGAGCACCCGUGGGAGAUUGAUCAAGGUGCUGCAUGCCUGCAGGACCAUUGUGUCAAUCAAAUGCCCAUCUGCAAACACUGUGGUUUCCGCUGCGGGGCUUCAGUCUACGGAGCUUGCUUUGCAGUCCGCUGCGGAGCUCCGAACAGAGACUAAGGAUGAUUCGGAAUGUGCCCCGUUCGAGCAAGACUCAGUGCAGCGGCUGAUUGCCACGGCCGAGUGGAAAAACAUUUUGCAGCUGCCUAACAUGAGCACCACUUUGCAGCAUCAUUGUGUUCUAUGCAAUCAGUUGGUCGCCAAAGCUCCCAGUUCCAUGGUUCUUCAUGUCAAAGCCGUGCGUCAAGAUCUCAUGCUACACUGGGACAAUGCUAUGGCUCACAGUUUGACUUUACGCGAGGGGCACGCCAGGCCCUGCUCACUACCCCCGCUGAAACUCAGCAUGGAGCACCUGGAGGCGAUGGAGACUCCUUCCACGCAGGUGGAUCAGGAGGUGGGCGACAUCCUGGGAGCUGCAGUGGAUACUCUUUUUAAAGGAAGGAGGGAUGAGGAGAUGCCACAGGCCUCAGCACGGGCAAGCGCGGGACCUCUCAAGUUUCCCAAGCCGGCGGGCAAGGGACAAGGGCAAGGCCAACACAAUCCCACGGGGAGUCAGGAGGCUGGCCAGGAUCCAGGGCAGAGCUCGGAGCAGGGCUCGGAUCCACGGCAGUGGACCCGGGAAAGGACUCGUCAACGACAGGACGAGAUGUGGCGACAGUGGGAGUCGGAUACGGCAUGGUACCAGAACGAGGAGCUGAAGAAGCUUCGAAGGGAGAUGGGAUAUCUCCAGGAGCAGAUGAGGCUCUUUGCCCGAAUGUCUUUGAGGCACGAAGACGAGCUCUCGCAAAUGCGAACCGAGAGAGAUUUCGUGCUCACUUUCGAGCCGCCGACCCAAGCAGCCGAAGGCAACGAGUCGAACAUGCUGGGCCUUCUUUUCAGGAUGGCGGUGGUUUGGAAGGAGAAGAAGGAGGCGGGCCAGGUGGACAGCAGCCUACGUAUG
Messenger RNA from Symbiodinium sp. CCMP2456, 2610 nucleotides. The record is from the annotation of a GenBank genome assembly. NCBI's taxonomy places the organism in Eukaryota, Dinophyceae, Suessiales, Symbiodiniaceae.